AUGGGAAAUGGGCUGCAGGACAGUCAACCUCCGGAAGUCUCAGAUAGCUCCUUUGAGACAUCGAUGGAAACUUCUCCGUUGAUGCGACUUGCCGCCCAUGCACCUCGACUCCAGCCCGACUUCAAAUUUUGGACUUCGAAUCCUGGACUAGCGUGUGAUUGGAAGUGGCUGGCUGCAGGUGUCCUCCCCAACAGCGAACCGGUUGAACAAGCCCAUGGAGUUUUGAAGUUGGGCUCUCUCUUCCGGCUCUCUUCCAUACAGUACGAUCACUCAGAGGCUGAAAUUUUCAGUAUCUCGCGGCUCGCCUAA
Penicillium psychrosexuale is the source of this 309-nucleotide messenger RNA. RefSeq lists its product as uncharacterized. Lineage: Eukaryota; Fungi; Ascomycota; Eurotiomycetes; Eurotiales; Aspergillaceae. The transcript has 2 exons. Bases 1 to 309 code for a protein of 102 amino acids. The record is from RefSeq and is a predicted model, not a curated record.